AACAGGAUUUAAUGACUUGCCCAGGGUCACACAGCUAAAAAGUGUCUGGAUCAGAUUUGGAUUCAGGAAGAUGAGACUUAUUGAUUCCAGACUCAGGGCUCUUUCUGUUGAUCAACUAGCUACCCUUGCCAUCCAUCAUAUAACCCUCACACAUAAUUGGGCAAAAUGGCUUUUUAGAUCAUUCAUGCAGCUCUUUGAUUUAAGUUAAGAAUUCUCAUUAUUUCCAUUAUUGUUAUUGGUCAUUCUCUUUUUCUUUUUAAGUUAAACUAGCCAAUGGUUUAUCUACUUUAUUGGCAUUUUUAAAAAGAACUAAUUUUAUUAACUUAUUUUCUUUUUCACUUUUGUUGAGCUAUUCGUUGAUUUCUAGGAAGAAAGUCAGAGCCCUAUCCAUGCAGCAACUCAUUCAAAUGAUGAGGACAUUACACAUUUGACUAAGCACAGACAACAGCUAUCAGUACAUUGAGAAGGAGUCUGGAACACAAGGUUCAUGAUGUCAUCUAACCUCAUCACCGAGUUGAGCACCAUAAACCCGACUUCUGAAAUGCCCCCAAACCAGACUUCUGGACCGAAUGCCCCACAAAUCAAUCCAUACGCCGCUUUCGAUGAAUUUGUGAGGUGCCUUACUCUGUUCACAUGCCUUUGUGGAGCAGUGGGGAAUGGAAUCGUUCUCUGGCUUCUCACUUUCCACAUUAAAAGGACCUCCUUCUCAUUCUACGUCCUCAACUUAGCUGGUAGUGAUUUCACCUACCUCUUCUUGGAAGUAAUUUGGGUAAUCAAUUAUCUCAUAUAUCGCCCAAACUUUCAAAAUAUCGUCAAUUUAUUGACAAACAUGGGUCUGCAUGUAACUUUCACAGUGGGUCUGGGCCUGUUGGCGUCAAUCAGCACUCAGCGCUGUCUGUCCAUCCUCUUCCCAAUAUGGUACCGAAAUCACCACCCAAAGAGGGGACCCAUGGUCGUAUGUGGUUUGCUCUGGAUUCUGUCCCUUCUGUUAAAUCCACCAAAGGUUUACUACUGUGUUGUACGGUUUGUAACCCUGUCCCCUUCUGGAUGUGAAUUAAUGAGUAAAUUAUCAGGAACACUGAUGCUUUCGAUGCUUCUGUUGAUGACCCUGUCCAGUCUGAUUCUCUUCAUCAGAAUCUUGUGGAGCGCCAAGAAAUACAAGCCCAAAAAGCUGGUCAUCCUCAUCCUGCUAACAGUCCUUGUGUUCCUCCUCUGUGCUGUCCCUCAUGGCAUCAAUCACUCUGUGUUCAACUGGAAAGCCAUGUACAACCACACCUUUCAUGAGAUCUCCUAUUUCCUCUCUUGUGUGAACAGCAGCGCCAACCCGUUCAUUUACUUCUUCAUUGGGAGCCUCAGACAUCAGAGGCUGAAGGAGCCCCUCAGGGUGGUUCUCCAGAGAGCCCUGAGAGACGACAGUGACCCUUCUGAGGACAGAGGGACUUCCUCUCGGACAGAUACUACCUUGGAUACUGCAGCCUGAGUCUGGACAAGUUGCUAGAGAGACUCUCAAAGACCCUAUCUUUGAGGGUUCUUUUCUUCAGCUUAAACCCAGCCCCAGCCUCUUCCUCAUCAGAAGGGGAAAUAGUGUUUUCUUUCUUAUUUAAUAAGCUUAUUGAUAACUUAUCAUAUACCAAGUUCUGGGCUAUUCUAGGGGGCCAAGGGAAAAAAAUGUUCUUGGGGCAGACAGACAUGUAUAUAGGCAGGUAGCUACAAUGCAGAUGUAAUACAGAUAAAGGUGGGAUCAGGAAAGUUCCCAUCUAGAAAGUGUUGCCUAACUGAAGGAAACUAGGAAUUCUGAGAGGGAGAUUGAGGAAGAAGCACAUUCUACAUAGGAGGAAUAGCCAGGAGAAAGUCAGAGAUAUGGGAGGAUAUAGUGUGAUAUGUGGAAAUGAGGAGGGAGUGAAUUGAAUACCAGGAAGUUGGUGCAAAGCUCAGGGAGAUGGGAGAUGCAGCAUCAUGUCGGGGAAAAAAAUCUGAGUUUGGUUAACAUACUUAACAUAGAAAGGACAGGAAGAUGAUUGGAUCAGAUUGGAUUGGAUCAGAGACAGAGAGAGAGGAGAGGAGCAGAAGCUACUGAACUGGAUAGAAUAUAAAGAAUAAUAAUUCAAGUCCUUCCCCAACUGCUAAGUGAUCAAAGAAUAUGAACAGGCAGUUUUCCAGUGAAGAAAAUUUAACAAUUUAUAAUCCUAUAAAAACACUCUAAACAUUAUUGAAUAGUAAAAUGUGUAUUAAAAUUUUGAGGUACUAUUUUACACCUUUCAGAUUGGCUAAAAUGAUUGAAGGGGAAAAUGACAAAUGUUGAAGAGGAUGUAGAAAAAUCGGGGCAGUAAUUCAUUGUUGAUAGAAUUGUAAAAAUGAUCCAACCACCUUGGAGAACAAUUCAGAAUUAUGCCUCCAAAGUUAUUAAGCUACCUAUACCCUUUGACCCAAAAAUACCUCUACUUGGUCUGUAUUCCAAGAUGAUUAGGGAGAAAGGAAAAGAAUCUAUAUGUUCUAAAAUGUUUACAGCAGCUCUCUUUGUGGUGGCAAAGAAUUGGAAAUUGCAGGGAUGCCCAUCAAAAUGUAGUACAUGAUUGUGGUGGAAUACUACUGUGUU
This is a messenger RNA of Sarcophilus harrisii (Tasmanian devil), 2596 nucleotides long. Its product is annotated as mas-related G-protein coupled receptor member X3. Gene Ontology annotation, biological process: G protein-coupled receptor signaling pathway. Gene Ontology annotation, cellular component: membrane. Gene Ontology annotation, molecular function: G protein-coupled receptor activity. NCBI's taxonomy places the organism in Eukaryota, Metazoa, Chordata, Mammalia, Dasyuromorphia, Dasyuridae. The coding region runs from base 488 to 1480 and encodes 330 amino acids. The transcript is spliced from 2 exons. The record is from RefSeq and is a predicted model, not a curated record.